Messenger RNA from Aspergillus mulundensis, 531 nucleotides. RefSeq lists its product as uncharacterized. Bases 1 to 531 code for a protein of 176 amino acids. The record is from RefSeq and is a predicted model, not a curated record. The transcript has a single exon. Lineage: Eukaryota; Fungi; Ascomycota; Eurotiomycetes; Eurotiales; Aspergillaceae.
AUGGCGCUGGAUGCAAUCAAACCCAACAGCAUCGAAAAUUCAGUGCAGGACCUGUGGCAGUGUAUCAUCGGUCUUUAUUUCCCGUACGAUCAGUCCUACAGGCAUUCGUACAAAGCGUCAAUCCUGGCCAACAACAACAUGCCGGACGUCACCGUCAUCCAGGUCCUGGCCACACACCCCAAUGCCGAUUUCAGAGUCGCGGCCGACUGGGCCGAGCGCCAUAUACUGAUGAUCGAAUGCAAGCGGCCGUCGAUGGACACCCCGACCCAAUGGGACAACACAAUCGAGGGCCAAUUCCUCGACGAUCUCUUGGAAAACCUCAACGCCUCGUGCAAAAUCUUCGGAGCCGUGGCUAUUGGCAAGAAGGUCAAGUUCUUCCGCUUUGAUGGGAAGAAACCCACCGGCCAUCCCAAUCAACUCGUACCUCUUCAUCAGGACGUGAUCGAUCUCAGCGACCAUUAUCAAUUUCCGCAUCUUGCAUACUGGUUGGACCAUAUAAAAGGGAAUGGUUGGCAGUGGGCUAGCUCGUGA